GCUCCCUAUUCACCCUUCCCAGACCCACCGGAAUCGUAGGAAUUGCUGUUCGCCGCAGCCGAUGAUGUCACCGGAUCGAAAUGAGGCGGCGAUGCCAAUAUCAAUGGCGGUGUCAGGUGCACAGGAACGUUGGCUGAUGUGAGCUGCGGCGCUCCUUCCGAGCACCCAACGCCCUCCAUGCACCCGACACGGGACGAACUCGAACUGGUAUCGCAGCUCUUUGCCUCCGGGGAGCCCAAGACGCUCGACGCCAUCACCGGGACCCACGCCCUGGCGCUGUUCGCGAACACAGGCCUUUCAGACGAGGUUCUGGGACAGAUAUGGUCCAUUGCAGACAAGGACUCGAAUGGACAGCUCUCGCGGGACGAGACUGGGGCGCUGCUGAGGCUGAUGGGAUGGGCACAGGCGGGAGUGAAGCCCAGUCCUGAUCUUUUGGAGAAGCCCGGCCCUACAGCGCGUAUUCCCUCCGUCUCCAUCCCGGGACCUUCGAAGACACCCGCUCCCGUCCUCCCACCACUGACGCCAACAGACAAGGCGAAAUUUCUGAAGCUGUUCUAUAGCAACGGACCAGUUGAAGGUUUUGUUAGUGGGGACAGAGCGAGAGAAGUCAUGUCAAAAUCUAAACUGCCCGUCGAGAAGCUUUCCAGGAUCUGGGAUCUCUCAGACCGGACAACACGCGGUGCAUUGGAUUCGACGUCUUUCGUUGUGGCCAUGUAUCUCAUCCAAGGGCUCAUGAGCCAUACUCUCUCCGCUCUUCCCGACACACUCCCGGAUUGGCUGUUCGAUCAGGCUUCUGCUGUGCCCCCGUCUCCAUCCAUUGUCAUAUCAACGACACCAUCUCAAGAUCCAUUUGCGUCUCCGCACGACGAGACUCCAAGGAGCUGGGAUAUACCAGCCGAGAUACGUGCCAAUUCAGAUCGCAUAUUUGAUUCCCUGGAUCCGCUACGAACAGGUUUCGUGUCGGACAGUGUCACGCUUCCUCUGCUGUUGGAGUCGAAGCUUCCUCCAGAUGAACUGGCGAAGAUUUGGUCCCAGGCAGAUAUCCGAGGCGACGGCAAACUCACUCGAGAAGGGUUUGCGAUUGCGCAGUUCUUGGUCAGGCAACGGUUGGGAAGCAAUGCUCGAACAAAACCAAUGCCGCCCGCGAAGCCGCCGAAUCUCGUUGACCACCGACGUGUCCGAUCCGCCUCGGCGGUGAAUGCGCUGGACAAGCCUGUGCCUCCCCUGCCGACGGGUCGGCUGCUUACUCCGACACUGCAACCAGCACCAUUCAGAUAUAGCACCGCACCGCCGCUUCCGGCUCGAGAUGUUCAGGCUGGUCUCCCAAGGCGAUCGUCAUUCGUGCUGUAUCCCACGCUCCCAACACAGUCAAGCGACGCUCUCCCCAUGCGACCCGAUCGCGCAGAGGCCGAAGCUGCGAUCGCGCGACUGAAUCGGCAAUUGCGAGACAUGCAAGACUCGAUCACACAGCUGCGCGAGACGGCGGCGCAGAAGACGGCCAUGGUGACAACCGUCACGCAAGAGAACGAGUCUCUCCGGGUUGUUAUCGAGGAGUUGCAGGUGCAGCUGGUCAACAACGAGCGCGAUACGCAUCAAGUUCUCAAUCAAGUCCUCGGCAAGGAAAACGACGCACUGCGGAAGGCUCUCAACACCGCCGAGAAGGAGCUUAAACAGCUUCAAUCGGCGAGUUCCGAUAUAGAGAUGCAGCGAAUCCAGUACGAAGAUCUUGUACGAGAAAACGAGCGCCUGUCAAGACAGAUCGAGGAGAUGCGAGAGUCGACGACCCAGCUUCCUUGGGCAGGCGGCGAUUCGGAACUACAGACGCUCAUCAACGAGGAUCUCGCGCGGGAAAACGCGCGGCUGCGGGGAGUGGAGCGCGACACGCGGGAGAACGUGGCCCAGUUGCAAGAGGCCGCAGCCGGAUUCGAGGUCCAGCGGGGAAGGAAUGCCGAUCUCAUGCGCGACAACGAGCGAUUACAGGCCACCGCGCGUCGAGUGCAGGCCAAUCUGGACACCCAGCAGCAGCAGGUUGCGCAGCUGACACGAGAACUGGAAAGAUACAAAUCGAACGCGAGGACUCCCGCGCCUGCCAGAGCAGGUCCGAGUCGAGAGGCGGAUGUUCCACCACCUGCGUACGAGGAAUUGGACUUGAACGGGAUUGUUUGAUGGAUCUGUGUAUUAUCAUCUCAAGUAAAUGUAUCCGAUGCAUAUCUACUGCCAUCUUUCCCACAGAGCGAGAGAAGAACGCGCGCUUCGACUCGUCAUCCGACGGAUGGUUCGAUAGUCAGAUCAAGCAACGUGCCACUGAGCGCAUCGAGGAACGGUGGAUGUGGAUCUUCGACCGAUGCCGCCAGAGAGAAGCACAGAGGUCUGGUGAGGUAAGGAUUUGAUGUCAUCAAUGCUCGCUGAUGGACGUUGCUAUCAUGCGUCACAUUUUAAGCAGGAAAAUGCAGACAUAUGGUCUCCGCCAACAAGGUUCGAGAGCGCAUCACAUGUCGUGGACUGUCCCUGCAUCAACGGUGUACAUCGAGUCUAAACGAAACACAAACAUUCUAGAGCCAAGCGAGAUCUAAGAAUGCGAAUCGUUUCUGGGGAUGGAACGGCCGAGAGCUUCAACGGCAUCAUGUAAAACAGCCGUAAUCGCACUUCUGGCCGCAGCGUCGGUCCCAUCACCAGUCGCACGCAAGGCCUCGAGCGCGGCGAGAUCUAUCGGCUGCCCGAAAACGACGCCCAGUUGCGUGCCCGGCCGCGGAAGAUAUUUAUACGGAAAUGCGCGACCCUCGGGCAUGAGGUGCUCAAAUCCGCUGAGCCACAUGGGUAGGAUGACGGGGAGCGCGGAGACUUCCAUCAGGACACGUCCG
Molecule: messenger RNA, 2861 nt
Organism: Mycena citricolor
Lineage: Eukaryota; Fungi; Basidiomycota; Agaricomycetes; Agaricales; Mycenaceae
Source: the annotation of a GenBank genome assembly